AUAAUGAAUCUGAAUAAAAUAGUAUAUAUAAUAUUUGUUUAGAAUGACUAUUUUUCAUUCAGUGAUUAUUAAGUGAUUGCCCAUGCUGAGCUGUCUGCAGAGGUCAGAGCACUGUAAAUACUAUUCUGACAAAGACGUAUUUCACACAGGUUGAAAUAUUAACAAGUUCAAUAGGAAGCUAGAGGGUUAUAUACAUGAAAGUAUUCUCUGAAAGCAAAUCUUAAUAAAAAGUCAAAGAGUGAGUCAAUGUUCAUUACCAGACAGUCCUUUAGAGGUUGCAUAAGAGGAAGCCAGCAGAACUGCUCUGCCAUGAGGACUAAUCAUAAACACAAAUGUCUUGAGCAGAUGGAUGCUGAGCUACUAGACUCAGGACCUUUCAAAAAAAAAAAAUGGGAAUGGUACAGCCUUCAGCUUUGCUCUUUGUCUCUUAUAACAAUGUAUUGAAGCUGUGUCUUUCAGUUGGCCCAGAUGCUUUGUUUUCCUUCUGAUUUAGAAACAAGCCUCACACCUUUGGCAUCAUUGAAAACAUCAGGCCAUAGGGAACCCCUGUACAUAACAUAGCUGCUUUUCUAUGAUUUCUCAUUUUUGCCCAUAUAAUUAGAGCACAGCCUAAAAUGCCUCCCAUGUUAUUUCUUAGGUACAUACCUAGAUCAUCACUCACAUCUUGUGUACGAAGAAGUUGGCACCUAUUUAUUUGUUACAGAGCUGUUGAUACAGAGCUGAAGUAAAAAAUUUCAGAAUUGAUUAACCCAGAUGGUAUUUGAUUAAGGAGUAAAUACAGCAAAACUCAUUAAGUCUGCAGGUACUGAGAGCCUGGUGUCUUUUUGCUUGUCUCUCUGAGUCUUUGGGAGAGAAAAUCAUUCAAAACUGUUAUGUGAAUCCCUGUGUCAUACAGUUUUAAUUUCCUUUUUUUGUUUUAAUCUCAGGUUCUACAACAGCUGAAGCAAACAUUUUCCAUCAGGCACUUCUUGAAGGAAAUACUGCUAUGGAAGUUUCCCUAACAGUAUUAGAUACCAUAUCAUUUUUCACUCAGUGUUUCAAGAGUCAACUUUUAAAUAAUGGGGGCCACAACCCAUUAAUGAAAAAACUAUUUGAUAUUCAUCUUGCUUUUCUUAAAAAUGGGCAGUCUAAAGUGUCGCUGAAACAUACCUUUGCCUCACUGUGAGCAUUCAGUAAUUAGGUAGGGAAGAAAUCUUUGUGGCUUCAAGUGGCCUUGCUUCAUGGUAAGAAAGAUCGGGGGAGUAGGGUCUCCAAACCUCAGAUGGUGAAACCAGUAAAUCCUGCCUUUGUAAACAUUAAUACAGAACAGCAAACUAAAGAAAGAGGACCUGACUACUGAUUCCCUAAAAUCAGCACGUGCUUUUAAUUUCAUCAUGUAAUAUACCUUUUUUGUUGUUGUUGUUGUUCAGUAGGCUGCUUUGGGGAGUAUCAUUUAAAUAUUACCAAUUGCCACUCUUUCUUCUCUUUGGCUUCUUUUUAAAGUACUUAAAGUAUUAUCAUGCUGAAGAUAUGUAAGCUGUGAGUGUGGCCAUGUAUAAGCACUUUGAAAGCAGAGACCACUUAUAAAGUCCCCGGGCCUUGUAUGAUCUCUUGCAAGUGUUUCCCUCAGCCUUUUUCAAAGGAAGGGUAAACAUGUGUGCUGCAUUUUGCUAUGAGGUUUUAAAGUGCUGCAUGUCAAAGAUUAGCUCAACCAGGAAUGAAGCCUGUGUGCUUUUGUAUCUUCUGAUGAGGAACAACUUUGAGUACACCAAAAGGAAAACCUUUUCAAGGACACAUCUGCAGAUAAUAAUUGCUGUAAGCCAGCUGAUAGCAGAUGUAGCACUAAGUGGAGGAUCGAGAUUUCAGGAGUCUUUAUUCAUUAUCAAUAACUUUGCAAACAGUGACAGACCUAUGAAGGAAGUUUUGCUGGAAUUGCUAGAACAAUGUGUGCAUGGCUUAUGGAAAGCAGAGCGUUAUGAAGUAAUUUCUGAAAUUUCCAAGUUGAUCAUUCCAAUUUAUGAGAAACGUCGAGAGUUUGAGGUAAAUGUCAAAGAGCUUGAUCCCAAAUAUGCUCAUAUCCAAGUCACUUAUAUGAAGCCCUACUUUGAUGAUAAAGAACUCACAGAAAGAAAAACUGAGUUUGAAAGAAACCAUAAUAUCAAUAGGUUUGUUUUUGAGGCUCCUUAUACAUUGCCAGGCAAAAAGCAAGGCUGUAUAGAGGAACAGUACAAAUGCCGUACAAUCUUGACUACUUCAAACUCGUUUCCAUAUGUGAAGAAGAGGAUCGCUAUAAACUAUGAACAGCAGAUUAAUUUAAAGCCAAUUGAUGUUGCCACUGAUGAAAUAAAAGAUAAAACUGCAGAGCUGCAAAAGCUUUGCUCCUCUGCUGACGUGGACAUGAUUCAGCUCCAACUUAAAUUGCAGGGCUGUGUUUCAGUGCAGGAAGUUCAUCCAAGCAUGCAGCAUUGCACUGGAACUAAAUGAGCGGCUGAUUAAAGAGGAUCAGAUUGAAUACCAUGAAGGGCUCAAGUCAAAUUUCAGAGACAUUGUGAAAGAAUUGUCUGACAUUAUUCAUGAACAGAUAAUAUAAGAAGACCCAAUGCAUUCUCCCUGGAUGAGCAACACAUUACAUGUAUUUUGUGCGAUUAGUGGUACAUCGAGUGACCGAAGUUAUGGUUCCCCAAGAUACACUGCUGAAAUAUGAGGACAUGCAGAUGUCAAGUGACAACAAGACAACUUUCUCAGGAAUAUUUGGAGCUGUGCAAAUGUUAAAAAUUUAAAGAUUUGUUAUACACAGAGUGUUUCCUCCUGACACCAAAACCUUCAUGCUUUCAUACAGGGUGCUUACAUAUUUGUAAAUAUUUAAGCAACUUGAAAGUGCCUGGAAAAUUGCACCACUGUGCUUAGUUUGUACUUUUUUAGGUAAAUCAAUAUACUGAGAAGUAGAGCUCAAAACCUUAAUUUGAUUUGCUUACUUGUUACUUAAAAUAUUAAUGGCACUGUGUAAAAUGGUAUAAUGGCACUCAAAAGGUAAAACUUUUUUUAAUUAGAAGUGAAGGAAAUAAUACUUUGAACUUAGCAUUUUUCUUGACAGGAAGCUAAAUUCAUUAUUAUACUAGUCCUUGGAGAAAAAAACUGAUAAAUUUUUCACGAAACAUGGAUACUUCCAACUGAGGAGAUAAUUUGAAACCUUGCCUUCGAGUGGUCUAGACUGGGCUAAAGGAAACAGAAGCAUUAUGUGAAAAGGAAAGUUUCACAAAGAAAGGAUAUGUAUAUAGAAAUACCAGGCUUACCAGUCCUUCAAGUUUUGAUCCAAUGAUGCUAGGUAUUCCAGUCAGUGGUCUCUCUAACAUAAAAGGCAAGGGAUUCCUUUGUGUCCUGUGUUUGCCUAGCAAGCAGCCUUUGUUGCCAAAGCUUCAUCAGCUGAGGCUGUCCAUAAAGCUAAACAAACAUCUCUGAGAUUUGCAGUUACUUCUAAGUUUAUCAGCAGAGUCUGAGGGUAGGGAUUUUGUAAUGAUGACUUUCUUCAGUUUACAAGGUUAAUAAGGAUUUUGAUAGAACUUGAUGAUCACAGCAUUUCUUGGGUCAGUAUCCAUAACCACCAUGUUUUUAGCAGCUGCUGGCUAAGGAUUGCAUCUCUAACUAUGAAGAAACCUCAGAUUAACUAAAUAAUUCAGGAGAAACCAAGAUGUGAAGGACAUUUUCACCUUGAACUAUCCAUAAAAUUUUGGCUGCCUUUCAUGUAAACAUUAAGUCCUAGAUUUAUUUUUCAUAUGUAGUUUAGCCUAUCUUAUAGACAUUAAAAAAAAAAAAAAAGAAAACAGACACUGAAAUAUAAGUGGAUUGCAUGGAGCUUUGGCUUUUUAAAUACUCUGUGAUCAAGUAAAUCUUAGAGAUCAUUAUGCACCUGUCUUGGGCAUAUUUCUUUACAUGUUAUUUUUAAGCUUUCAGGGGAGCAUGAAAUUACUUAUAAAAGAUUAAUUUUGUAUUUUAAUAAGGGAUUCAGAAAUUCCUUAAUAUCUUGGAGUCACGUGAAGAGUUAGUUUCACCUUUAAAACUAUUAUAUGUGGCACAUAUAUGUAAAAAAAACUGUCACCCAGAGAGAGUGCUGCCUUCUGAGAAUGAGGCAUCUUAGGGAAACUUGAGUGCUCUUUUGUCAAUGACCAGUCCCUAUCCUAUCCCCCAGUAUAUACUGUGCCCUGUGGGUCAUUUUAAAAAGUGUAACAAAUGACCUGCCCUCAAGGAAGUUGCAGUCUAGUUGAGGUGGCAAGAUAGACAUGAAAUUAAAUAAUACAAGAAUUAACAGUAUAAGACAAGAUAAGUUGUCUAUGAGGACUGCCAAAUGAAUGACACUGUCCAUAACUCAUAUCAUAUUCAAGGGAUGAGAAGCUGCUGUGAGUGUGAAUGUUCAGGGAUGACUUCAUGGAGAAAGGAAAGCCUUGAAUGGGCUUUCAAAGAUGAGAAGCUAUUCUAGGCAGGAGGACCAUCACGCGCAAAGGUGUAGAAAGAUUUUGUAAAAGUUCAGGGUACUGGUGAAAGGACCAGUUUUGUUCAAGGGAGUAGUGGAUGCUAAAUCUAGAAAGACUAUUUAGACCUAGAUAUUGGAAAGCCUUGAAUACCAGGAUAAUAGUAUUUUGACUUUACUCAAGAACAGGAGGAAACCAGUCAAGGUUUUUGAAUGGAGAGAUUACUUGACUAAAUAUUAUUUUCAUGAAUGUAAUCCUUUAUAUUGCUGCCAGAUACCUUUGAGUCUGAGAGAGAUGGACGUAUGGAAACCAGUUAGAUAGUUAUUGCAGUAAUCUAAUGAGUCCAUAAGCCCAUAGAUGUGAACAAGAAUGGAGAAAAAGGACAAGUGCAAGAGAUACUAUGUGGAAAGAUUGGGCAUGACUUAUUGAUGGCUAAGGAGAAAAAAGGAAAAGCUAAAGAAAAUUUUGUGUCCUGUGGCCAAUGAGUUCUCCAGGUCAUGGCAAAAUUUUAUGGGAUUAUUUUCACCAGCUUCCAAACUGAGGGUAGAAAGGUAUAUAGAGACAACACGGUGGGUUAGACUAGAGAAAGCCACUAAGUAUGCCUUGAAACACUGUGCAUGUUAGGUAUUACUGUUUAUAUAGUUUAAUGAUUUCAUGAAGUGAUUUGGCCUCUACAGAUGAAUUCACAUCAAGAAUACAUUUCUGCUAUACUGAUUAUUUUUGCAAUUAAGCUUGACUCCAGGUUCCCUGGAAACUACUGUUUUGAUAGUCUCUGAGCAGCUUGUAAACUGUGAAUAAAGUCAGCAUAGUGGUGUUAGCUUAUCACAAGAAUGAUAACCCACAGAGAAAGCAAGCAAUUCCAUGCAGGUUUUCUGAGUAACGAGCGCACCAAUGGCAUCAUGUCCAUAGAUGGUAUUGUUAUUGUUACCAUAUUUAUAUGAAUUGACUGCAUAUAUAAAUACUGUAUCUUUUUAAAAAUGAAACAGCAGCAGUGGUAGCAACAGCCUUGGAACUGUGACCAACAUAUCGUAGAACUAGAGAUGACUCACUGGUUAAUUAACAAACUAAAUAGGUCAGCAUGAUACAAACCCAAGCCUUUGAUUAUAAAUACUAGUCUAUCUGUAAUGCAGAACCUGAGCAAUGUAUUGAAAUCUUAGGAGUUUCCUAACUCUUGAAAAUCUUAAUAAUGAGAUACAUAUUUCAGGCUUCUCAUACACAAAAUGGUGGGCUGCCUUCAGUCUUCUAGUAACGGUACACUAUACUUCACUAUCAAAACACAGGGAGAGGAGUAGAGUAAAAGACGAUUAGGGGUGGGGAAUGGGUUUGUAUCACAGGACUAUUCCCCUGUCCUGGAAGUUGACCAGUAAGAGUGCUUUGUUCAUCUUGUUCCAGUGACAAUGCUUUCUUUCUAGUCCCUAGCCACAUAAUGGUUCCUCUAAGAAAAGUGUAUAUGUAUGUUUAUCCAGCUCCAGAUUGACGUUGCGACUAAAUUCUUCAAAGAUUGUGCCUCUAUGUAUGGCAUCUUAAGACUUUUUCCAACAUACUUUCUUGUCUUCUGUUUUCCUCUUUGUUAAGCUGUAAUUUGUACACCAUGCAAUUCACCCAUUUAAAACUCAAAUUCUGAAGUUUUUAGUGUAUUCACAGUUGUGUGACCAUCGCCACAAUUAAUUUUAGAAUAUUUUCAUCACUUCCAAAGGAAACCCUAUACUCAUUAUCAGUCACUCCCAUUGCCCACCUACCAGUCCCCAGCCCCUGACAAUCAGUAAUCAACUUUUCUGUAUCUAUAGAUUUGUAUCCUGGACAUUUCUUAUAAAUGGAAUCACAUACUGUGUGGCCUUCUGUGACUAGCUUCUGUCAUUUAGCAUGAUAUUUUCAAGGUUCAUCCAUGUUGUAACUUGUAUUAGAAUUUCACUCCUUUUAAUGGCUGGAUAAUAACUCCUUUUGUAUGAAUAUGUCAUAUUUUGUUUGUUUAUCAGUUAAUGAACAUUUGGUUUGUUUUUGCUUUUUGGCUAUUGUUGAUAAUGUUGCUAUGAACAUUCGCCUACAAGUU
This is a messenger RNA of Bubalus bubalis (water buffalo), 6495 nucleotides long. Its product is annotated as dedicator of cytokinesis protein 11-like. Gene Ontology annotation, molecular function: guanyl-nucleotide exchange factor activity. Lineage: Eukaryota; Metazoa; Chordata; Mammalia; Artiodactyla; Bovidae. Bases 1633 to 2463 code for a protein of 276 amino acids. The record is from RefSeq and is a predicted model, not a curated record. The transcript has 9 exons. Gene Ontology annotation, biological process: positive regulation of GTPase activity; positive regulation of filopodium assembly; marginal zone B cell differentiation.